UAAUGAAAACCAGCCAAAUCACAAAUACACACACUCUCUUUCUAUAAAUGAUAAAUGUAAUGUAUUCCACUCAUUUACACCUCUCCUCAGAUCCCUUUCCCCAUCUCUCUCUGGCCAAAGUCAGCGCCUUCUUUUGUCUUCUUUUCCUCUGCACUUCCUCCCUCUACCAAAAGUCAAGGCCAUAGCAAAAGGAGAAAGAAUAUGGAGGAUGAUUGGGAUCUACAUGCGGUGGUCAGGGGCUGCGCCGCUAGUUCUACCGCCGCAACCACCACCACUACCACCAACAGCGCCGCCACUACUACUUUUUGCAGCUUCCAACCAAGGCAAGAUGGAAACUUUUUUAGCUUUCAAGAUCCGUUUGUGCCAAGAUUUGACAACCCUAACAAUACUGCUUUUGAAGAGUUGCAUAAUCUUUACAAGCCUUUCUUCCCCAAAUCUCAACCACAACAACAGCCACCUCUUUCUCCUCAAAAUAUACCUAUUUCACCCCUCUCUGUUAUUGGAGGACUACAAGAUCUAUCACCCCAACAAACACUAAUAAAACAGCAGCAACAACAACAUAUUCAUCAGCUAAACACAAGAGUACUAACACAACCCAAGCAGUCUCUGUCUGUAAAUGGUUCCGCAAAUAGUACAACUAGUGUUCCACAUACUCAAAGCCCAAGACCUAAAAGAAGGAAAAACCAAUUGAAGAAGGUAUGUCAAGUACCAGCUGAAGGUUUAUCUUCUGACAUGUGGUCUUGGAGAAAGUAUGGACAAAAACCCAUCAAAGGCUCUCCAUACCCAAGGGGAUAUUACAGGUGUAGCACCUCAAAGGGUUGUUUAGCCCGGAAACAGGUGGAGCGAAAUAGAUCCGACCCGAAUAUGUUCAUUGUCACCUACACAUCAGAGCACAACCACCCUAUGCCAACUCACCGGAACUCUCUCGCCGGAAGUACCCGACAGAAGCCGGUGAACUCCGAAGCUGGCACACCAAGUGACUCUAACAAACCAACUAGCUCAUCGCCGGUAUCUUCGCCGGCGUGCCAUUCUCCGGCAACGGAGAAGCAAGAAAGCAGCAAGGAAGAUAAAGAGGAUAUUUUCGAAGACGAUGAUGAUGAAUUUGGCAGUUCUAAUACGGGAUUAGAUAACAUGGAACCUGCAGAUAAUGACUUUUUUGAGGGGUUAGAAGAACUCGCCGCUAAUGCCACAGGAGAUUGUUUCCCCGAUAACUUUCCGGGGUCUGUGCAAUUUCCUUGGCUGACAAAUAGUGCCACAACCACCGCAGCAGGCGGUAUUUGACUUGCCGGAAAAAGUAGACGUGAGAAAAAGUUGAAGAAAUGAUGCUUUUCUUCUUAUUCACUUUUCUUUUUUCACUUGUAGUUGUAGGAGUAUCUUUUUGUCCGUUAGAGAUAUAGGAAGAGAGAAAGCAAUAGAGAAUCUUGAAAUCUCCAUGCCUCUCUUUUUUUUAGUCUUUUUGGUUUUGUUCUCUUUUUGUACGUGUAAGGUAUAAUUCCAUUCCCUAUCAUUGUAGAGAGACUUGUAGAGAACAAAGGAAAAAAGAGGAGUUUGAUUCCAAUGUUCUUUGUUAGGAUAAUAGGAGUAUAUUGGAUGAUAAGGUACAUAUAAUUUGGGUAAAAAUCCCUUGGCUGUUAAAAUGUUAAUUUUAUAGUAAUCAUUAUCAAUGAUUUGAGUUUUUUCAAUUGUUAACUUUUGCAUA
Messenger RNA from Nicotiana tabacum (common tobacco), 1699 nucleotides. Its product is annotated as WRKY transcription factor 22. Gene Ontology annotation, biological process: regulation of DNA-templated transcription. The record is from RefSeq and is a predicted model, not a curated record. Lineage: Eukaryota; Viridiplantae; Streptophyta; Magnoliopsida; Solanales; Solanaceae. Gene Ontology annotation, cellular component: nucleus. Gene Ontology annotation, molecular function: transcription cis-regulatory region binding; DNA-binding transcription factor activity.